Molecule: messenger RNA, 2613 nt
Organism: Alligator sinensis (Chinese alligator)
Lineage: Eukaryota; Metazoa; Chordata; Crocodylia; Alligatoridae
Product: short transient receptor potential channel 2-like
Exons: 11
Coding region: 478-1761 (427 amino acids)
Biological process (GO): single strand break repair; base-excision repair
Cellular component (GO): nucleus
Molecular function (GO): damaged DNA binding
Source: RefSeq, a predicted model, not a curated record
CAAGACUGGGGGAAUUAUGGGAUGUCUCCCCGGCGAGGGGCGAGAGCUGCCGAGCGGGGAAACAACCAAAAUAUCGAAAUAUUAUUAAAAUAAGCCUAAGCACUCCUGGAAGUGCGUCGAGGCCACGCCCCAGCGUGGGCGGGGUCAGGGGUUACGCGUUUUGGCGGGAGAUCGGGGCAGCAGCUGUGUCUUGAGCUGGAGCAGCGGGACGCCUCCCUCGUGGGCUGGAUGGUGCUGGGCGCUGUACGGACAUGGAGCUAAAAGUCAGCCCUGCCUCUAUGCAGCUUGACGAGAAGCCGUGGGUAGACUGGAGAGCGUGAGGAAGCACCAAGGCAGUUUCUUACCCAUCGCAGUACCAAGGUCCUGUCUCCCUCGCUCUUUACUGGAGGCACUGACAGCCCAGAUGAGGUGACAGCCCAUCUCAGCAAACCCACAGGCAGUUUGGAUCAGCUAGCUGGGGUCUUAGGAGGACCAGGAAUGGCUCCAGUUAAAAUUAGCCACGUGGUGUCCUUCACAUCGCAGGACCCCAAGCACCCGGUGGAGAACCUGCUCUGUGAAGACAGCCUUCGCCCCUGGCUGAGCUGCCCCCGGGACCGGAGCAGGCAGCUCAGAGUGGAGCUGCAGUUGGAGCGAGCAAGUCCCAUUGGCUACAUAGACGUAGGGAACUGCGGCUGCGCCUUCCUGCAGAUUGAGGUGGGGCGCUCGUCCUGGCCUCCAGACCAGCCCUAUGUCACCCUGGUGCCCUGCACCACACUCAUGACACCGGCGGACUCGAAGCUGGACCGGAACCGCUCGGGGGUCCGCAUGUUCAAAGAAGGGGAUUUCCUGGCCAGUGCACGAAGUGAGAAGUGGGAUCGCCUGCGCGUCACCUGCAGCCAGCCCUUCAACAAGCAGACCCAGUUUGGCCUCUCCUUCCUGCGCCUCCGCACCCCACUGGACCCUGAUCACAGCCAGGCAGCACCGGUACCGCACCAUAGCUCGGAAGACUGUGAGCCGACUGCCAGCCCCUGGCUCGCCAACCCUGCUUUCCGCCGGACAUUUUUCCCUGAGGCACAGCCGAGCAUGGAGCAGCAGGAGGAGCUGAGGAGCUGCCUGCAGCAGCUGGAGCCUGGCUCUGGGUCCUAUCCCCGCAGCCCAGCUGGUCUCAGCCGGACAGCUAGGAUGGUGCUGUCAGCAACCCAGGCCCGUGCCUGCCCACCUCCACCUGCGCCCAGCAUGAGCUGUCCUGCUGCUGACGGCCUGGAGCAGCAAGCCCAAGACCCAGCUGCGAGCCCCACGGCAUCAGGCCCCAUGCAGGACAUCCAGGCCCCUCCAGCCCUGAGGACACCUAUGAAGUCGAGCAAGAGACGGAGAUCACAGGGGCCCUGGGGCAGGUCUCCACUGGCCUCCUCUGCUCAGGAAGGGACACGGGGAAGAACCAGGGGCCGGGGCCGGGGCCGAGGAGGAAGAAGGCCCAGCAGGCAGGGGAAUGAUAGAGAGGAGAACAGACAAGGAACGGAGAUGGGCACCUGCCCCAUCUGCGCAGGUUGCUUCCGCAUGGAUCUCCUUCCUGCUCAUGCCUCUGCCUGCGGGGAAGAUGACGGCUUUCCAGACCCAGACUUGUCUUGGGAGAAUCCCCCAUGCCAGGAGCCCCCAGAGGCCUGGGUGCUGUGCCCCAUCUGUGAGCUGCAGUUCAGUAGCACGGAGGUGGAGGAGCAUGCUAGCACCUGUGGGGAGCAGGCAGGAGCCCUGGACUCUCAGCCAUGGUCCUGGGUUGAAUAGGACUGGGCAGGACAGUUGCAAUUUAGGUAGCUCUUCCUGCCCUGCAUCGAGAUCUGUGCAUGUGAGCACCACACACACCAUCAGGCCACUGGAGCUCAGGAGGCUUGCCACAGCCAUUGUGGGCUGUAUGCCUAUCUCGGGCGCAUCAACCUUGGUCACAGCAGCAAUGGGUUUGGCCCUAGUGUGUUCUCUUCUUAUCCAGGGUGGGAAGCAGAUCCUCCUGUCUUCAGGCAGGCAUGUUCAUGCUUCCCUGGACUGUGCAGCUCCUGGUUUUGAAACCAAUGGCUGCUUGCGUUUGUCCUGGGGCAUGAGCUGGAACCUGGACUUCUGCUUCUCUCAGGCAAGAGGUUGCUGUUCUAAAUCCCUAGGCUCCAUCCCACAGGAGCAGUCAGUGGGGGUGGCACAGCCUGGAGGGAAUGGUAAUAUCAACCAGGUGCCUGUUCCUCGCUGGUGUUGGUCCCUGUGGCUCUGAUGCAGACGGCUGGAGGGUUAGACUUGGUCAUGUGUGCUGAAGCCAAGUGAGGCGAACACCAUUGGCCCUGACUGAGAACACUGGCCUCCUUUUGCUUGUGGGCCAGGUUGUUGAGUUUCAUCCAAACACCUUAGAUCGCCUAGCUCGGUCCUUGGAUAAAAGGAGGGACGUGCCUUCACUCUUAGUAAAGAAGCCUUUCAGUUCCUUGCUCAGAUCCACCUCCCCUGGGCAGUGAAGCCUUCAAGAGGCUCUGGCUUUUGUGUGCGAGCAGCCACGUCUCUUCCCCAAGGCCCCUUGGGAACAACGCAUGUGACGGGGUGUGAAUCUAGCAGCUGCCCUGCCACUUGGGUUGCAUCUCUGUCCAGCAAAUGCAAUAAACU